CGUCAGAGACCAAUUGUUCCACCGACAGUUCCCUGCGUGGAUAGUACUGUGCCUGGCAAUGUUCCAUUUUCUAUGAGUGACAGAAAUUCCAUCCGAGCUUCGAUAUGCCUGGCCGCGUGUCGGUCAAAGUGGUGGCGGCCAGGAACCUCCCGGUAAUGGAUAGAGCUAGUGAAGCUUGUGAUGCUUUCACCGAGGUUCGCUUCGGCCAGAUUUGCUACAAAACAGAAAUUUACCGCAAAUCACUCCACCCGCAGUGGAACUCGGAGUGGUUCCGGUUCGAGGUCGACGAUGAGGCGCUGCAGGACGAAAAACUGCAGCUCCGAGUGAUGGAUUACGACACCUACUCCGCGAACGACGCAAUCGGCAAGGUCUACAUUGAUUUGAAUUAUCUACUCAGAGAGGCGAAUUGCGCUAUGCAGGGUUGGCUCCCCAUCUACGAUACACUCCAUGGAAUACGUGGUGAAAUCAAUGUCACUGUAAAGGUUGAUCUCAUUUCGGAUGCCAAUAAAUACAGAGUUUCCUCGGUGGGCAUGAGGUUCUUUUAUUCUGAUCGCGUCCCUGACGGUUACCGUCUGGUUUCCGUUCUGGGCUUCACCGAGGAGCUCAUAGCAGGCGAUGAUCCCGAGUUCCACUGGAUGGAUCGGAUUCGAACGCCGAGAGCCUCAAAUGAAACCAGGCAGGCACUCUUUGCCCGAUUCGCCGGUCAGCUCCAACGUCACGUCGGUUUGAAGGCUCUAGAGCUCGGUGGCAACGCGGUACUUGGGUAUCAGCAGUAUUUCGAUAUCGAAGGCGACAGCGGUAUCGUCGUGCGGGGCAUCGGUACGGCGGUCAAGCUGGAAGCAGACACCGAUGGGCUCUCGAGCCCUCGCAAUCAGGGCCCAAGGACCACGAUGUCGGAGGACAUGGCGGAAUACCCCUUUAUCACCAUGAAACAGGUCCCGCCGGGCCUAAUCGAAAGCGUGGGGGGCGUGGUUUCGGCGAGGUCCGUGAAACUGUUGGACGAGUCCGAAGCCGAAACGAGAGACUCCUGGUGGACGGAGCUCCGGAAGGAGAUCCGAUCACACGCGAAAUCUCUCGGAUGCAAUAUUGUCGUCGGAUAUUCGGAGACGACGACUAUCUACGAGGAAGUUCUCCUGUUGUCAGCCAGCGGAACCGCCGCGUUAUUAUCUAGUCCUGGCCACGCGAGUCAAACGGAUUGUACGUUGUGCCACGCUCCGUAUCGAGCGUCUUCAACACCAUUCAAAACACAGCUGAGCAGCUGUGAACUUUGCACGGUGGGAAAAGUGCCUGACGUGCUGUUCAUGACGAUCGAGCCACCGGCCGCGCUGGGCCAGGUCGAGCGACCGAGUCUCAUCCAAGCGCGCGUCUGCAAGCCCAAGAAAGAUUUGAAGGGGGAAGCGAGUGCUCGCGAAAUCAGUGAUAAUCUACCAUUUCUAGAAUAUGAGCUCCACAAGCAGAUGCUCGCCAAUAUAAAAAAACGUGGUAUGAACGCCAUUAUCGGACUCAACGUUCAAGUGGCGAUUGGAGAGCAUUUCCUCUUGGGAGUUGCGAUCGGUACCGCUUGCGUAAUUCCGGCUCUCCCGCAGCCUGGGAGCACGGCGCCUCCCGUCGUCUCAGGGUCCUUAUCGGAAAGUGAAGAUGACGACAUUCUCAGCUCAUCUUUCAAACAAAGGUUGUGCAUCAUGAAUCUCGACCACUCGGACAAUCUCUUACACGAGUCACGCGACGCGUGUAUUAUUCGGCAACCGCCGGAAGGCUUCUUCUUGGCGUCGACCGAAACUCCUCUCGCCGUGGGACCGCCUUCGAGCUGCUCCCAACUGAUUAUGCAAGCAUUUCGGGUACGACUCACGCAGGCGUUCCAACCUGCACUCGUGGGAGCUUGCACGCCACCGUCGCAGAUGCCGUUUGGCUACGAUAUGAGCCGUCAUCUCGAUCGGAUCGUCCAGAGCUUGUUCGUACGUUUGAGGAAAUACCGCCCGUGUCAGAUAUUCGGUCUGCAGAUCAAGACAAUGUUCCCGCAGGCGGAUGAGAUGCAAGUCACUGUUUUGGGGACAGUGGUGCAUGGCGACAACAGUGGUGGUCGUCAUGUGGGAGUGGAUGUGUCGACUCUGUCCUCGUUGCCGGGAAGGGAAAUCGAAUCGUAUUUGGGCAACUUGAAUUUCUUCUUGAUCCGAGAGACGACUAAUCUCACCCAGAGCUUGAAUGCUUUCGUUGCUACGUUCCUCGAUGAAAUCUUAGCAAUCGCUCGGUGUCAUGUGUCGGCUCUGGGUGGCAACGGUCUCCUCUCCUUCAAGACCGAUCACCAGCUUCUGCUGCACGGAACUCAUAAACAUCAGGGACAAUGUCUAGUCAGCGUACGGGGUGAUGCCGUCCUCCUACGAAGCGUCAAAACUCAGCCUAGCAAUAAUAUAACUAAAGUAUUCGAUGGUUCUGCAUUUCCGGUGUGAGACUCGAUAUGAGAUAUCAUCCGGCUCAUGACUUGGGAAAGAAAUCUCAGAUAUCACCCCCGUCCACGCUCCUAAGCACAAUUGUUCGAUCCGCGAUCGACAAUAAUUUUGUUUUGUUCUUCCAACAUUUCCACGCGUAUGAAUCCAUUUCCCGCAGUGCUCCCUUGAUUUCACUCGCGUGCCCUUUUCUUGACGGGGAAUGACAGGUGAUGAUGUACUAUCGGGAACGACGUUGUAUACCAUGACUGCUCGUCAGCGCCCGAACACUCCCAAUACUGUUCAUAACUUUGACUUUUACCCCUAAACAUAUCUACCAACUUUACAAUGUUAACUGUUCUAGAACGAAGCCAAAUAUAUGAAUAUAUAUAUACCUCUGAAAAUAUACAUAUGGAUAUGAGUGGAAACAACUACAGAUAAAGUCUCUCCGUCUUGG
Molecule: messenger RNA, 2880 nt
Organism: Galendromus occidentalis (western predatory mite)
Lineage: Eukaryota; Metazoa; Arthropoda; Arachnida; Mesostigmata; Phytoseiidae
Product: C2 domain-containing protein 5
Exons: 9
Coding region: 105-2447 (780 amino acids)
Biological process (GO): intracellular protein transmembrane transport; positive regulation of protein targeting to membrane; positive regulation of vesicle fusion
Cellular component (GO): plasma membrane
Molecular function (GO): calcium ion binding; calcium-dependent phospholipid binding
Source: RefSeq, a predicted model, not a curated record